Fusarium vanettenii 77-13-4 is the source of this 399-nucleotide messenger RNA. RefSeq lists its product as uncharacterized. The transcript has 3 exons. Lineage: Eukaryota; Fungi; Ascomycota; Sordariomycetes; Hypocreales; Nectriaceae. The coding region runs from base 1 to 399 and encodes 132 amino acids. The record is from RefSeq and is a predicted model, not a curated record.
AUGUCCCACAACCAAGAGUGGCAGAGCAGCCUUUGCGAUUGUUCGCCUUGCGAUUCUUGUCUUCUUAGCACCUUUCUACCAUGCAUUCUCUUUGGGCGAACUGCCCACCGCAUGCGGAAUGCCCCCAAUGUUCCCGUCGAGAGCACCAACUCUGAGUGCAUGAUUUUCUGCGGCAUUCAGUCUUUUACCGGCUGUGCUUGGAUUUACAAUAUGAUGAGGCGUGGAGAGAUUCGUGAGAAGUAUGGCAUUGAAGGAAGUGGCAUGGGCGACUGUUGCACCUCAUUCUGGUGCCUCUGCUGUGCCCUGGUUCAACAGGACAAAGAAGUUCGAGCGAGACAGGCCCAUGGCCCUAAUACUCAAGGCUACCAGCCCGUCAAAGACGGCAUGCACAUGCCUUAA